Dictyostelium purpureum is the source of this 330-nucleotide messenger RNA. RefSeq lists its product as uncharacterized. The record is from RefSeq and is a predicted model, not a curated record. Gene Ontology annotation, biological process: DNA-templated transcription; termination of RNA polymerase III transcription. Gene Ontology annotation, molecular function: zinc ion binding; nucleic acid binding; DNA-directed RNA polymerase activity. Gene Ontology annotation, cellular component: RNA polymerase III complex. The transcript has 3 exons. The coding region runs from base 1 to 330 and encodes 109 amino acids. Lineage: Eukaryota; Evosea; Eumycetozoa; Dictyosteliales; Dictyosteliaceae.
AUGUUAUUUUGUCCAUUAUGUGCAAAUAUGUUAUUGGUAGAGCCUGAUAUUACAGAUACCAGAUUCUACUGCCAAACAUGUCCAUAUGUAUUUCAUAUAAAGAAUAAAGUAGUUACCAAAGUACCAUUGGUUAGAAAAGUUGUCGAUUCCGAUGUUUUUGGUGGUGAAGAAGCAUGGAAAAGUGCUGAUCAAGUAGAAGUUGAAUGUCCAGUAUGUCAUCAUAAAAGAGCGGGUAUUAUUGAUAUUCAGGUUAGCUUGGCACCUGAACCAAAAACCUCAUUCCUUAGAUGCAGAAAUCCAAGUUGCGAGCAUCAAUGGCAAAAGAAAUAA